Lottia gigantea (owl limpet) is the source of this 1572-nucleotide messenger RNA. RefSeq lists its product as hypothetical. Bases 1 to 1572 code for a protein of 523 amino acids. Lineage: Eukaryota; Metazoa; Mollusca; Gastropoda; Lottiidae. The transcript has 2 exons. The record is from RefSeq and is a predicted model, not a curated record.
AUGUCCAGUUGUGGACAUAAGCUCUCGGGUGGAUUGAACCAUGCUAUACUCAUAAGUAAUUUAAAGUCUCCGGAAAACGAUAAUGAUGCCAUUCACAAGAAAUAUUUAAUAGAACAAUUAAAUUUAAUUGAAGUAAAUAAAAACCAUUUAAACGAAAGAAUAGGCGAUGUGAAAAGAUUCUUCAAACGUCAACUAAAUAAUAAAGAUUUUAUUGAUGAUACUAAACUACAACAAGAAGUAACAAGUUUAAAAAAUUUUAUUCAACAACAAUUAGUCAAUGUAGUAGAUAAAACUCAGUUACAAACUUUAGAUGAUAAGAUUGCAAAACAAAAAAUAGAUCUUAAACAACUAAUAGCCAAUAUUAAUCCAGGUAUAAGUGAAGACAAAUUAACCGCAUUAGAAAGUAAACUUAGUGAUGAUAGUGAAAUACAAAAACAAAUAGUCGCUAUUCAACAACAAUUAAUCAAUGUAGUAGAUAAAACUCAGUUACAAAAUUUAAGUUCAUUAAUAUCUAAUUUAGAUGAUAAGAUUACAAAGCAAAAAAUAGAACUAAUAGAUAUAAGUGAAGACAAAUUGCAACGGGAAUUAACUAAAUUUAAAACUGAAUUACAAAAAGAACUAACAAAUAUUCAACAAAACAUUGAUGAUAGUGUUAUUCAACAACAGAUAACCACUAUUAAUAACCUAGUUUUAAAACAGGAUAAAAAUAUAAUCGCAUUAGAAAAAAAGUUUCUCAAGAAAGAAUCGUAUUAUUUCAAUAUUCCAUUUAGAUUUUUGGGUUUUGAUAAUGGUUCUAUUACUGAUAAUAUUGAUAAAUCAAAAGACUAUGAAUAUAAAACAUAUGGAUUUACAGCAAAUAUUAGACUAUAUUCUGUUCCAAAUUAUACUAUUCUUCCCAAAAAAAUUUUUGAUGUUAAUUAUCCAUAUAUUUUUAAAUUUCGAGGAAAACUUACAAUUGAAAUAACAUUUCCUAUACAGGUAAAAGUUGAUUCAUUAUUCUUCAGACAAAACUCAAUAUCAUCUAAUCGUCAAUUUAACGCUCGUAAAGUUCUUCAGUUUAUCAAUGGUACAAAAAAUGUAGAAACUAAAGAAUUAGAAAUUAACGACGAAAACAACAAGGUUAAUCACUUAUAUGAAAUUAAAACAAGUGGAAAAUAUAUAGAUAUGUUUAGAAUGUUAAUCAUACCAGAUAAUGAAAAAGAUGAAUUUACAUUGAGUGAUUUUGAUAUGAUAUUGGAGACUGAAACUCCACCAUCAAUGAAUAUUAUUAGAAAUCCAGAACCAGAAAAAAAAGAUAUAAGCAGAUAUCAGUUUUUACGAGCAACAGACUUUGAAUACGUAAAACUAUAUUUUGUUGAUAAUGAUAUAUUUACCUCAGUCGAUAUUCAUAAAAGUCAACAAAAUCAAAAAUUUUUAAUAAGAGAUGGUGUAUAUGUUAAUAUAUCAAUCUAUAUUGAAAAACCAAAAUUUUCAGUUCAUCUGAAUAAGAUUAAUGAUUCGAAAGAACAAAUAUCGUUAGUAACUGUAAGAGUUAAUAGUAAAGCGGCUUUAUCAGAAGUUCACUUAAUUUAA